Molecule: messenger RNA, 2328 nt
Organism: Diaporthe citri
Lineage: Eukaryota; Fungi; Ascomycota; Sordariomycetes; Diaporthales; Diaporthaceae
Exons: 5
Coding region: 1-2328 (775 amino acids)
Cellular component (GO): nucleus
Molecular function (GO): zinc ion binding; protein binding; histone methyltransferase activity
Source: RefSeq, a predicted model, not a curated record
AUGGAAGCAGCCACAGAGCGCCAUUUCUACCACCAUGAUGUUGAUGUUGAUGUUGAGUCCGAGGUCCCCGUCCCCGUCCCCGACUCCGAACGCAAGGCCUGCCACUUCUGCCAGCUGCGCCUCUUUGCCGCCCGCGAGAAAUACCCCGUCACAAUAGUAAACGAGACAGAUGACGGCGCCGUGCUGCCUCCAAACUUUCGUUUCAUCGACGGCUCCAUCCUGGGUCCUGGUGUCACGCGUGCGGAGAAGGACUUCCGCACAGGGUGUGACUGCCCCGACCAGGAGUCAUGCAUGUAUUCCGCUUGCGCGUGCCUUGACGAGGUGGAGGACUCGGACUCGGACGACCAGGAGGGCGGGCUCGACGAGGAGGAUCAGGAGAGCUUGAAGUGGGCCGAGGAGCACAUGAGGAAGCCAAGCUGGGCGAGGUCGAGGGCCAGCCGUGAUGGAUCCAGAGACACCCCCGGGUCCGCUGCCGCGAAUGAGCAUCGCCACGCCACCAAUGGCCCCGUUGGAGGCGCGCCGAGGAAGAAGCGCUUUGCCUAUCACUCGCAGGGGGCCAAAAAGGGGCUCCUGCGGAGCUCCUACCUCAACUCUCGGGCACCUAUCUACGAGUGCCACGAAGCGUGCUGCUGCCCUCGGGACUACUGCCCCAACCGCGUUGUCGAGAGGGGCCGGAAGGUGCCCCUGCAGAUCUUCAGGACGGCGGACAACCGCGGCUGGGGGGUCAGGACCAUGCGGGAACUAAAGCGUGGGCAAUUUGUGGACUGCUACCUGGGCGAGGUCAUCAAGCCAGGGGAGGCGGAGAGGAGGCGGCACAACUCGUCAAAGGCGCAGCGCAAGGACGUCUAUCUAUUUGGGCUGGACAAGUUUACGGAUCCCGACUCGAUGGACCCGCGACUCGUGGGAGCGCCGUUGGAGGUGGACGGCGAGUUCAUGUCCGGGCCUACGCGCUUCAUCAACCACAGCUGUGACCCUAACCUGCGCAUCUUCGCCCGGGUGGGCGACCACGCGGACAAACAUAUCCACGACCUUGCUCUGUUCGCGAUCCGCGACAUUGUCAAGGGCGAGGAGCUGACCUUUGACUAUGUGGACGGGCAGGGGGAGAUUGAGAGCAAUGCCAGGGACGAGAAGUUGCAGGAGGAGAUGACGCGGUGCCUCUGCGGCAUUGACAGCAGUCGCCAAUCACCAAUUGUCAGCCAUAUCGCCGCCGCGUCGCCGUUCAUUCGCGACCUCGGCCCCACGGCGUGCUCCCACGACAUCUACCCGCCGCCCUCGAGACACAUCUCAGCCUGGAGCCGACUGCAAGAGACCAAAGGCCAGCCUUCUGAGGCUGCCGCCUCUCCAGAUGCUCAGGGUUGCUGCUUCUCGCUGCCCCGGGGCCCCAACUCCCCCUACCCCGGUGGAGCUGCUCCAGCCCGGCCCCAAUCUGCAGACCUCUCCCAGUCGCAGUCGCAGUCGCAGCCGCAGUCGCAGUCACAGGCCCAACCUCCUUCUGCCCGCUCCACCGGGCCAGACCACGACCGCGCCGGCCCCCACCAGCAACGCAGUCGACGCCGGCGUAGACCCCUCGACCAGCACAUCAACAAGCCGCUACGUCGGAACGAGUGGUCGUCCAAGAACCGCAUUUGGUCCAGAAGUGCCUUGGAUCGCGAACGCACCGACUUCUUCGAUACAAGGGUCAGCGGCCGUCCAGAGAUCUGGCAGACCCUUCAUGCUGCCCUCGAUGUCUUGUGGACCGCCGAUAUUGCCGGACGUGACGACCCCAAUGACUCCAGUGACGACCACAGCGCUCCCCUGGCCCUUGCCACUGCGCAGUCAAUCCUCGAUGCGGCCGACAUUACUCUGCCGACGGGCAACCUGGCCGACGGCGCCUAUGACCUUCUAGGGAAUUACUACCAAUUGCCAGCCCAUAUCGUCUCUGAUCCACACAACAUUGUGUCUGGUGAUGACGAAAACGAUGACGACCGAUUUGGAGAGGCUAAGACUGCAGAGGACACCACCGCGGGUGCUGACGAUGACGACGAUGAUGGGGAGGACGAGGCGGAGCGACGUCGCGUGCACAAGGGCAAGGCUGUCGUCAACAUUUCCGACCAGGUCCUCGCCGUGGUUCGUUUGAGCAAUACUGCCAGAGAUUUGAAGCUGGACGUCGGGAAGGACGAGUCCGUCCGCAGCAUAAUUCACCGCAUCAUGGAGGAGAGCAAUCUCCCCUCUGGCUACCGUGUUCGCCUCGUCCACAUGGGCAAGAUCCUGAAAGACAAUUCCUCGCUCACGGCUCAGGGCUGGACGGACCAGGUUAUCAACGCUUUCGUCUACGAGCCUCCACGCUAG